CCAAGCGCCACCGGGAGACACAAAGAGACCUCGGCCCCAGCGCGGCCCGGCGCGGGCCGCCCGGGCUCCCCUCGAAGGCUCAGGGCAAUGGCCGGGUCUCCGCGCGACCCCCCUCGCGGGAGCGCUUCCCUGUGCAUCUGACCGCCCUCCAGCCCCUCCAUCCCCUCCCCGUUCCGGGCUCCCCUUUCGCUCCCAGCGCUCUCUCCAGUCUGUCUGUCGGUCUGUCCCGGCGCGCAACCUCCGGCCACCGGCUUGGAUGGACGCGCGCAGGCUGCUCGGGUGUCCAGUGGUCUUGCUUCCGAAGUUGGUCUUGCUCUUUGUCUACGCAGACGAUUGCCUUGCUCAGUGUGGCAAAGAGUGUAGAUCUUACUGCUGUGAUGGGACCACACCCUACUGUUGCUCCUACUAUGCCUAUAUUGGGAAUAUCCUCUCGGGCACAGCAAUUGCUGGCAUAGUGUUUGGAAUUGUAUUCAUCAUGGGGGUCAUUGCUGGAAUUGCCAUAUGUAUCUGCAUGUGCAUGAAAAACAACCGCGGGACCCGGGUGGGCGUCAUCAGGACCACCCACAUCAAUGCCAUCUCCUCCUAUCCUGUGGCACCACCCCCCUAUAGUUACGACCAUGAGCUAGAAUACUGUGCAGACUUGCCUCCUCCGUACUCCGCGACCCCACAGUCUUCAGCACAGCGCUCUCCACCCCCUCCUUAUCCUGGAAAUUCAAGGAAAUAAUCCUUCUCCCAGAAGAGAAUAUGUGCCAGUCAUAGAUCUUGCCCAGAAUAAAAUGCCUCUACUUGGAAACAGAACAUCCCAGAAACAGGAAAAGAUUGCUCUAAGGAAUACUCUAUUGGGCCAGGUACUACGUCAGGUGGAAUGUCCAGGCUAAGAGAUACAGGGCUUCUCCUCUACUCAGAGCUGACCCCAUCUGGAGUAUUAUGCUUGGUUGGACGGAACCACGUUUGAAGAGAUAUUCUGAUCAACGUAAGCACAUUCAGAGAAGAGUAACGAGAUAAGCAAAACAUCUGAAAAUCAUGUUGCUUAAGGAACAGAUGAAGGAAAUUGCAAUAUUGAUCCAGGAAAAGAGAAGAUUUAUGUAAGACAGGAGAAUAGCCUGGAUUACGUAAGAAACAGCUGUAUUCUGUGUGGCUUUAAAAGUCAGAACUAGAAUUGUUCAUUCUUUCGUUGGUAAUAAAUGGAGAUCAAGUGCCUGAGGGCCUACUCUGUGCCUUACGCUGUGUGACGCACUGGUCGGAAGUUACAAGGGGGAACUUUGGUUUAUGAGAAAGAGCACCUGGAGCUUUCUUACUGACUAGAUUGCUUUGUGAAGCUCCCUGUUACCAAGACUUCAGACAGAACCUGGCUCACUAUCUGGUAGAGACAUGCUCUAGAAGGCAUAGCUAAAUCAAACGGUAGAUGGGUCCAUUAGGCCCCAAAAGUUCUGGUCAUGUCUUAGGUAGAUGUGAAGUGAAUUUCUGUGCCUCCCAGGAUGAAAACAACGGGAAUAGUUGAAUCUUACCUAUUUAAUUUGAGAGUUAAAACAGGAUCAGAAGGACUCAAUAGAUGCUUGAAACCAAGAACUCUUCAAUGCUAGCUACUGCCGCCUAAAAAUCAUCUGAUUUAGUGUGUUAUGACCAAGGUCAUUCCAAUUGUGAAAAAAAAUUGUAUCAAGUUCCACAAGCAACAAAUACUUCACUUCCAAUUAAAAGACAAGAAGCUAAAUAUUCCCAAGGGACUUUAUAUCAGGGAGUAAAAUCUCAGAACUUGAUAACGAAGAUAUACAGGAGCUUACAAAAAAGAUAGGGGAAAAAUGAACUGUGGAUUUCCUUCUGUGGAAUUCUAUUCAUGUAUAGCUUAGACAAAUUUAUGUUUCUCUUUCAUAAUAUUUUGAUAAUCUCGUCCCUUGAAAAAGUAAUACAGUUAAUGGAAAGGUUAAGAUAUUGACAUCAAACCAACGCCUUUUGCCAAAAUCCAAAUUUUAUGAAGUGCCUACCUUUAGGUAUAAAAGCUCUUAAUAAAUAAUUCUAACCUGCCAUAUUUUGCCGCAAAUGACUUUAACAUUUAUAUUUUUAUGUGGGUUCUUUCGUGUAUUUAAAAUUGCACGUUGAGCAAAUAUUGGGAAUCCAUGAUCAAAUUUUUGUGUCACCUUGCAAUUAAAUCUAAAAUGUUUAAUCUAACAUCAUCAUCAUAAUUCAGUGAAAUCCCAAAAUGAUGCUCAGAAUUUUGCUGAAUAAAACGAUCAACAGAAAUGUCUUGAGGUAUAAAUUAUAGUUGCCCUACUUGUAGUUAGGAAGCUUAGUAAUUAAUAUAAGUAGCAUAUUUUAUUUUCAAAUACAUCGAUCUGACUGAAAUACGGUCUCACUGCCAGUGAGAUCUAAAAGCUAGAUUUGUUUCGAAUGACUUGCUUGAUUUUUGAGCACUGAUGACUCUCUUGCUUAUGAAGACACAAAGCAUCGAAGAGUUCCAGCCUAUUCUAGUGACUGAGAUUUUAGCACAAUUUUAACAGUACAUAUGCUUUAAUUUAUCUCUCUUCUGUAAGUGUGAUCAGACCAAUUACACUGCAGCUAUGCAAUUCAAAGGGCCAGGGUCUCUGUGACUUCCAGAAUGUUGUUGCAAAUUCACCAUAUAUUCCUUAAGAAAAAUGAAGGGAAAAAGACCAGAGGAAAUUGAAUUCUCAUCAUCUUCACCGUCAAUAAACAUUUAUUGCAUACUUCUUAUGUCUUGCAAACAUUACCCACAUAGGAGCCAUUUGAGUCCACACUAUCUCUCUUCUUCGAGUUGUUUUAUGGCCUCCCUUAAGGAAUAUCACAAACCCAUAGACCAACAAUAGAUCAGUAUUUUUACUAUUUGUAUUUAGUGUCAUGAUAGCAUAAAUGUGCACAUUAUCAGUAUAGACUUUCAGAGUUCAUUGAUUAUUUUCAUUGAAGAUAGGGGGAAGAUAGUAUAUGAUGUGAAAGCUUUGAAUUAUGGUUAUUUAAAAACUAACAUAUUUGCUGUGGCCAGAGUGUUUAUAAUAAGCAAUAAAAUGAAAUAGCCUAUUAUAACAAUGGUUAUAUUUUAAUUGUCUUGUGUCCAUUUUGUUUCACUCUCCAUUCCUGCUGACUUAGCCUCAUUCUUCUAUAUGGGAAACACAGGACUGGAGCCAGAUAGACUUUAUUUUGAAUUCUGUCUCCUGCCUGUAUGAUUUGAGGCAGAGUACUUCAUC
Molecule: messenger RNA, 3194 nt
Organism: Diceros bicornis minor
Lineage: Eukaryota; Metazoa; Chordata; Mammalia; Perissodactyla; Rhinocerotidae
Gene: CYYR1
Product: cysteine and tyrosine rich 1
Exons: 4
Coding region: 257-724 (155 amino acids)
Source: RefSeq, a predicted model, not a curated record